AUGUUAAAACUAUUCAUAUUCGUUGCUGUCGUUGGUUAUGUUGGAGCCAUCAGUUCAGUACUAGGAGGGAUUCCUGUACCUGGUAGACGAGUGCCCAUUCUUCGUUUGUUUGAGAACUAUGCAGCUUCUUGUCGGCCAAUUCGAAAACGAGAUUUUCGUAUGGACCAACUUGCAGAAAUUAUGCAAUCAUUAAAUGCUGAAGAAGUAGCUCAAAAACUGUAUAACGCAAUUUUCUUCGCCAUGGUUGACAUACAAAUUGAGCGCAUCAUGGGCAAAUGGUAUCGCGUUGUUGACUCUAAAAAUAUCCACAAAGAUGAUUGUGCUGUCUUUUACUUCGAAUCGUUGGGAAAGAAUGAAUUUACAUCAACCUUCACAUCAACACAGUACGUUCUCAAGAAUGAUGACGUCGUGUCUUAUGUUGGCUUUGGACGUAUGAUGGGGCCAGAUCCUGGUGAAGUUCUCAUCUCAACGGGACACCCUGAAGACCCAUGUCCAUUCUUCCCUGUUAUGGUUGGUGGAGUGAACAGUCAGGGACAAUACGAGUUUAUGAUAUUGAGUACACCAGUCAAAUAUCCCACAAUGGUGUUGACACGUGAUCAGAAUGUUUAUAACAAGAAGUAUAAGGGACAAGUUCAGCAGCUUUUGGAGAAACACGGAUUUGUUUCUCCUGUUGCUGCUUUGAAUACUCGUCUUCAUUUCGUGAAUACAACCAUGUGUGCUCGAAAGAGCUCAUACUAUGAUCGUCCUUUUUAA
Molecule: messenger RNA, 753 nt
Organism: Auanema sp. JU1783
Lineage: Eukaryota; Metazoa; Nematoda; Chromadorea; Rhabditida; Rhabditidae
Source: the annotation of a GenBank genome assembly